Trachymyrmex septentrionalis is the source of this 1423-nucleotide messenger RNA. RefSeq lists its product as uncharacterized. Bases 79 to 1344 code for a protein of 421 amino acids. NCBI's taxonomy places the organism in Eukaryota, Metazoa, Arthropoda, Insecta, Hymenoptera, Formicidae. The transcript has 7 exons. Gene Ontology annotation, molecular function: G protein-coupled receptor activity. The record is from RefSeq and is a predicted model, not a curated record. Gene Ontology annotation, cellular component: plasma membrane. Gene Ontology annotation, biological process: G protein-coupled receptor signaling pathway.
GACAGAUAAUUCUUCUUCGAAUAUAGUGUCAAAGAAGACACGAAUUUAAAUUCUCGGUUGUUGUGCGCUCGGUGCAAGAUGAUUUUGAUACGUAAUAAAAGUAUCCGUGCAUUGAUAUUCAUCGCGAGUAUCCUGUCAGUGAAUUCUAACGAGCUCUUCUCAGCUUACAAUGUUUCCGCCAGAGCCGUUCCGAAGUGUUCCUUGCCAAUAACAGUUUUGGAUUUCAUUCGCAAUACUAGUCAGCCUGAUUUAGAAACUAAAUGGCCCUGCGAAGUACGCUCGUACUGGCUGUCUUUAAAGCCAUUCGUCAAAUCCGUCCGUUUCUUGCUCCGCUAUGUAACGCCAUUUAUUAUAAUACUCGGUGUAUUGCUAAAUGCUAUAUCUUUUAGUAUGUUGAGCGCACCUGUGCUAUGUGACUCCAAUUUGUCACUUUAUCUAAGCGCGCUCGCUAUAUCGGACAAUGGAGCGUUAAUAUUCAAUUACGCCGUCAGCGUCGCAAAAUCACACUCCUCGUCCGUUAACGAUCUUUUUAUGAACAGCAAAUUUUUAUGCGGCGCGAAUUCCGUGAGCAUGGAACUUUUUCAAUUUACGUCGACCUGGCUGAUUGUCGCUCUCACAUGGACGCGUGCCAUCGCCGUGAUGUUUCCAUUCGGAGCUCGCGAUCAGACUCGCUCCGCGAUUACAAUUAUCACCAGCCUAGUCUGCAUAAGCUUCAUAAUAUCAUUAACGAAGCUGUACUCUGGCGGAUACGAAACUGACAGCGUUUUCGAAUUUGUACCGUGCCAGAAGAUGAAGCCAUGGGGCAGCGCCAUGUACUUUUACAUCGCCCUGUCCACGUGGCUGCCCUUGCUUUUUAUAUCGAUCGGCAAUCUGCUACUGAUCGUUCGUAUGAGGAGGUCUUACAAGAUUCACAACGAAUUAACUCAUAAUUUUAGGUACAGAAGCAACAGAAUAAACAAUUCAAGUAGAACGUUGCUCGCGGUAUCGAUAGUACAUUUGAUCUUGUUGCUGCCAUUGGGAAUUGUUGAAACGUUGGAACUUUAUUGGGAUGUGAUUUUAAUCAAAUAUCCCAGUAAUACAGGAGAGAACGACAGAUAUAUACAUUGGUUACAAGAGAAGAUGUUACUAAAGUGGUGCCACGGCCUGUUUUUUCAUAUAUACCACUGGAAUUUCGCAAUAAACUUUUUUCUGUAUUACCUUACAGGAAAUAAAUUCAGAAGUGUUGUUGCGCAAACGUUGAAAAAUUAUACGGAUACAUAUCUGCCGUGCCACAAAAAAGUCUCGAGGUGCAAUACAUGGAGUAACUGUCACAAACAUUUACGAUCUUGUGCAUCACAUUGCUAACGAGAACUGUUGUACGAAGCAAACAAUUCAAUAAUAUGACAAAUAAUUCAAUAAUAUUUAAUGAUAGAAGUAAUUCCAA